UGACUUCCUAGUCUCUCAUUUGGUAACACAAUGCAGAAUUUGUCUGCAAUUUGACUGUACUUUUCCGUGUCUCGCUCAGGACAGAGGUGAGUAAGUACGCCAUCUACUGUCAGUGGUCGGUAGAGCAGACGCAGCUGAAGGGUGACGGAGAUCCUGUCUAUCCUUAGGAACCCCCUACCACCACUCUACCCUUCAGUCUACCUGUUCAUUUCCUCAACAACACAAACCAGGUCUCUUUACCAGUUAGUGUACACAGAGAGAGAGAGAGAGAGCGAGAGCGAGAAAUACGAAACUCGUAUGGUCCAGACGGCGUCAGUAGCAAGGCACUUCAGGCAUGCGCAGACCAGCUCGCAUUACCGACCUUUUCUAUUGUAUUAUUGACUGCGUGUUUGUUUAUUCCAUGUGUAACUCUGUGUUGUUGUUUGUGUCGCACUGCUUUGCUUUAUCUUGGCCAGGUCGCAGUUGUAAAUGAGAACUUGUUCUCGACUAGCCUACCUGGUUAAAUAAAGGUGAAAUUAAAAAAAGAAAUAAAAAUACCCGAAACACUGCCGUAAGACCUCCACUGAGGAACAGCUCGGGCAACUGUACCGGUGUCUGUCAACCCGAUGGGCAUCACUCAGGGGUCGAAGUUCAUCCGAGUGUGUAUACAUCUACCUGACUGUGGCCAGGAAGUGGCCUUUCUUCGGGGCCAAGCUGUUUGAAACUGAGUGAAUCUGGAGAAAAGGAGUGCAGUAUGUUUUCCCACCUCUUGUUUCUGUCGCCGUGGCUUCACUGGCGAUGGGAAGAAUUGUUCUGGACCGACGCGCCAUCUUCCUGUUCAAGUGAGCACAGCACAACAAGAGUGUGAUUUGUACACGUUUGGUGACCAGGUGGAAGAUUGAGGAUUGUGGUUGGACACAGAAGGUGGGAUCUCUCCUUACAUCACACCAAUUAUGGAUUUCCGCUUCAUGUGCAAGCUGUUUGAUCGGAUCUAGGUAAGUAUCCACAUCUUUACUCACAACUCUGACACUGGAAACCCCGAACUAAAGAGAGCAAGAUAAUAAGUGAUGAGUACUAUUUACAUUUUUAGUACAAUUCUAUUUUUCCUCUAUUUUGCAGUUGGAAGAAAAUGUACAUCACUGUAAUUCUUUUCUGAAAUGGCCUUUGCUGUAGACUUUUAGUAAAACAUUACUCUCUAUCCUGCUUAGUUCUCAGAUAAUGGACUUAUCCAGUUCGUCAGUCAGAACUAGUUCCUGCUUCCUGUCCCCUUCCCUAAGGGUUUCCGCCAUGCUGGCAGUGUACUGGUACGAUGCUGACCUCACCCAGGGGGAGGGGAAGCUGCUCUAUCAGGAAUACCACCAGCUGAAUAUGUCUGAUAUAUAUUCCCAAAUUGUCUUCAAUCGUACAGCGGAGGAUGUUACACGGUACAAAAGGGCAAACCUGCGUUCACCCCAGCCUGAAUUCUAAAGAUCACCUGGGAUCAUGUGAUGGCUGUCUACUACCAGGAAAUCAACCAGUCAGAGUAUUGGUCUAAUGUUUUCAAUGUCCAUGUUCCAGUUAUGUCAUACUCCAAUAGAGGCAUAUACUGUAGGUGUCUAUUGGUGUUGGACAUGAUUGCAUGUCUAGCAGGAAAGUGGGUUAUUGGAUGGUACAGGGUGUGGUAUGGUUUGCUCUGAUGUUUGUCCUAGUUUGGCAUCCAUUGUUGUGUGCAAUGUGAGAACCUCAAGUGUUAGCUGAGAGAAUGUAACCUAUGACAGUUCUCUCCUAUUCUUUUUAUUCCUGUGGUGCCACCUUGUGCCCACUUCCAGACUAACACCUUCUAGUACAUCCUCAUGACCUACGGGGAGCACUCCUUUGCCCUGCUACGCUUCGGGGAGUUGGGCUCCUGGCCAAAGGCUCCACCAUGAGCCUCUCCACCAUCACAGGCUACUGCAACGGUGGAGCCCACUUUUUCAACGAGAUCACAAAUUAAAUUAAUCUGUUUGGCCCAGGGUGGCGAUACAGGCCUUAGGAGGUGAGGGGAAAUAUAAGUCAGAGCCCAAACGGGACCCCCAGAAGAGGUGCCAGGUGUGGGCCAUAAAGGAGCCUGAGCCGAAGGAGCGGGCCAAGGGGGUGUCGUCGUGCCCCUGUAUCCACGCCCAAGCACUGGACGAUCUGGCAUACAGGCCUGAGACCCUGUCCCCCCAACCAGCAGGAUCGGAUACAGUUGAGGAUCUCCUUCCGUUCCAGUGGUGUUGUAUCCUGUCUCCUCUGUGCCACCUCUAUCUGGACAUGACGCCCCUGGACCGUUGCCAAGGUUAUGGCUGGGCAUGGUGUACUGUAGCCUUCAUUUCAUCACCUUCAACGGGCCUGAGUAUUCCUUCAAGGCCCUGCGGCAAGUUUGUCAUUGUGCACCUCACCUCCUACACCAGCUCCAAUAUCUUCACGCUGCAGGGCGAGAAGGACUAGCUGGAGACAGAUGGACAGGCCAGACGGGUCCCCGCGGUGGUGACGAUGGCUGCUUUCCACAAGAUGAGGUGCACUGUACUUCAGUCAGUCGCUGUGCGGCGGUGUACGCCUGGGGGCUACACGUGGUGGUGUGGAGGGUGCAUGGAGGUGAUGGUGGACAGCAGCUGGCUGCUCUGGUGGAGGUCCCCCAGACCUUCUGCAACCACGCGGUGGGCCUGCUGGGCCUCUGGAGCUCCAACCACACCGAUGACUUCCUGCAGUCUGACGGGAAGCUGAUGAUCUUCCCCAACAACAACCCUCCCCCGGAGGAGAGCCUGCACCCCUUUGGCCUGUCCUGUAACAUGCCUCCCAUCGUGACUGAGCCCACAGUGAUCCGCUGUAAGUUCAAAUCCACUGUUCACGUGCAGAUCAGCACUCAAGAUGCCUACAAUAUAAGCUUCUCAAUGCUCUUCCCCAGACCACCACAAGCCUCUGUUGGGAAAAGUGAUGGCAUAUUGACCUGGACACCACUCGACAUCCAGCCUGUCUACCUGACCAUCAGAGUUAAUGACCAGCUGUUCAGCUCUCAGUUCGCCCACAUCCUGCAGUUUACCUGCCAAUACGACAGCAUAGUGGACAACCAUCUGCAGGGGAGAUUUCAGACUUCUGCCUCCCUCCCUUCCGCUUUCGGCAUCACAAGAUGGCUGACAGCAUCAGCUCAGGGUACAACUACACCUGCAGGUGCAAGCCUGGCUUUAUGGGGACAGAUGCCACUGUACAGACAUAGAUGAGUGCCUGGACCACUCGGCCUGUCCCAAAGCCAAAUUUUAGGGUUAGGUCCAUCCGAUGCUCCUGUCGCUACUGUACUGAGGAAACCGAUAUCUGUGGGGACUCUAUAUUCUCAAAUGAAUCCCCAAAUACUACCCACAUGACACUGCUGUGCCAGUGUUACCAUGGUGAUCAUGACCACAUCGUAGAAUAUGAGGUCAUCUGAUGGCCUUGUUGUUGUUGGCAGGGUACAAUGUCUUCAACGUCUCCAUGGGAUAGAAGAACCAGGGUGCUGGAGGAGAGCGACUGAGACAGGUGAGAGCGUGUGGGCAGCCUGUCUAGUCAAACAAUUUUAACAUAGGCCUAUAUUUGUGUGUGUGACAUAAAACAAGCUGAAGGAUCAUUUGUUUUUUUCCUGAUGAGGAAAAACUCAGGUCCUGAAACGCCCCAGUUCUUUCUCUCUGCAUUGUUGGGAAGGGCCCGUAAGCAUUUCACUGUUAUUCGACACCUGCCGUUUACGUAGCAUGUGACAAAUAACAUUUGAUUUGAUUUAGUUUGCAGUUAUAGGCUAUAACUAUAGGGUCUACAGAUUUUCCUGGGAAUGGGUGUGUAAAUUUAGAUAAUGGCAGAAGGAGUUUUGCUGCUGGGUCAUGUUCAUUAGGCAGCAAAUGGAGGAAAACAGAUUGAAAAAGGGAGGGACUUGUCACGUCCUGGCCAGUAUAAGGGUUAAUUGGUAU
Molecule: messenger RNA, 3911 nt
Organism: Salmo salar (Atlantic salmon)
Lineage: Eukaryota; Metazoa; Chordata; Actinopteri; Salmoniformes; Salmonidae
Source: RefSeq, a predicted model, not a curated record